Molecule: messenger RNA, 1635 nt
Organism: Ceratotherium simum simum (southern white rhinoceros)
Lineage: Eukaryota; Metazoa; Chordata; Mammalia; Perissodactyla; Rhinocerotidae
Gene: LYPLA2
Product: lysophospholipase 2
Biological process (GO): protein depalmitoylation
Cellular component (GO): cytoplasm
Molecular function (GO): palmitoyl-(protein) hydrolase activity; carboxylic ester hydrolase activity
Source: RefSeq, a predicted model, not a curated record
GACUCGAACGGAAGUUCCGGCGGGGGCGGCCGAGGGGGAAGAGUGUGUGUCUGUGCCGGAGAAAGAGGAGACUCGCCGGAGAGGUCUUGAACCCCCCAGGGAGUGGAGGCCCCAGCCGUGGAGCCCUGCAGUGUAUGUGUGGUAACACCAUGUCUGUGCCCCUGCUCACCGAUGCUGCCACUGUGUCUGGAGCUGAGCGGGAAACGGCCGCGGUUAUUUUUUUACAUGGACUUGGAGACACAGGGCACAGCUGGGCUGACGCCCUCUCCACCAUCCGGCUCCCUCACGUCAAAUACAUCUGUCCCCAUGCGCCUCGGAUCCCUGUGACACUCAACAUGAAGAUGGUGAUGCCCUCCUGGUUUGAUCUGAUGGGGCUGAGUCCAGACGCCCCAGAGGACGAGGCUGGCAUCAAGAAGGCAGCAGAGAACAUCAAGGCCUUGAUUGAGCACGAGAUGAAGAACGGGAUCCCUGCCAAUCGUAUUGUCCUGGGAGGCUUUUCACAGGGUGGGGCGCUGUCCCUCUACACGGCCCUCACCUGCCCCCACCCCCUGGCUGGCAUUGUGGCAUUGAGCUGUUGGCUGCCUUUGCACCGGGCCUUCCCCCAGGCAGCCAACGGCAGUGCCAAGGACCUGGCCAUCCUUCAGUGCCAUGGGGAGCUGGACCCCAUGGUUCCUGUACGGUUUGGGGCCCUGACGGCCGAAAAGCUGCGGUCCGUUGUCACACCCGCCAGGGUCCAGUUCAAGACUUACCCAGGUGUCAUGCACAGCUCCUGUCCUCAGGAGAUGGCAGCUGUGAAGGAGUUUCUUGAGAAGCUGCUGCCUCCUGUCUAACCAGAGUUGCUGGCCUCCAGCGCAUCCCCCACCUCAUGGGGGACCCAGCACGUGCGGCACCAUCUUGGAUCUGAGCCGGUCGAGCCCGUCCCCACCCUCCCUGACCCGUCUUCUUCCCACAGGCCUCUGGGGCAGGCGGGCCGAGGCCUGGCCAGGCCCUGCUUCCUGGCCUCAGCCACCUGGCUGUCUGCAGCACGGGGUGGGCUGCUUUCUUAUCCCAUUUCCCUGGAGGUGGGCCCCCCUGGCAGCAGUAUUGGAGGGGCUGUAGGCAGCGGAAGAAAGGGGCCUAGCCGCUGACCCACUCACUCAGGACCUCACUCACUAGCCCCGCUUUGGGCCCCCUCCUGUGACCUCAGGGUUUGGCCCAUGGGGCCCUCCCAGGCCCCACCUACCACCUCCCACCCCAACUGAUUCUGCCCAGAUAAUCGUGUGUCUCUCCUGCCUCCACUCCAGCUGCUUCUCAAUCAUGAAUGUGUCUGUGGCCCCAGGCCCCCUUGCUGCUGUGGGCUCCCUGCCCCUGGGCAGGAGUGUUGGUGAGGGGGCGGAGUCCUUCGAGGGGGUCUUCCCUCAGCUGUUUCUGACUUGGGGCUGGGCCCUGCCUCCCCAUUACCCUCCUCCCCCGCAGGCCUGGAGCCUGCAGGGCUGCACUGAGGCUCAAGGUCUCCCCCAGCUGUCUCACCCCCACGCUGUCCCCAGGGAGUGGUGGGGGAGGAGUUGUGUCUCGUCUUCUGUCUCCAUGUGGUUUUGGGUGUUUUUCUUGUUGUGUCCUGGAUUCCGAUAAAAUUAAAGAAAUUGCUUCAACUCU